This is a messenger RNA of Cyanistes caeruleus (blue tit), 564 nucleotides long. The record is from RefSeq and is a predicted model, not a curated record. Lineage: Eukaryota; Metazoa; Chordata; Aves; Passeriformes; Paridae.
AGCCCCCCGCGCUGGGCGGGCAGCGGCCACCGGCUGCUGCUCUCGGCCGACCGGACGCUGGUGCUGAAGGAGCUCUCGAGCGAGGACGUGGCCGAUGUCCACGGGCUGCUGUCCCACUACCACCAGUACGUGGUGCAGUGCCACGGGCAGACGCUGCUGCCGCGGUUCCUGGGCAUGUACCGGGUGAGCGUGGACAGCGAGGACACCUACCUGCUGGUCAUGAGGAACCUGUUCAGCCACCGCCUGCCUGUGCACAGGAAGUACGACCUGAAGGGUUCCCUUGUGGACCGAGAGGCCAGUGACAAAGAGAAGGGCAAGGAGCUGCCCACGCUGAAGGAUGUGGAUUUCCUCAACAAGAACGAGAAGGUGUUCGUGGAGGAGGAGCAGCAGCGCGAGUUCAUGGAGAAGCUCAAGCGGGAUGUGGAGUUCCUGGUGCAGCAGAAGCUGAUGGACUACAGCCUGCUCCUGGGCAUCCAUGAGGUGGAACGGGGGGAGCAGGAGGAGGAGGAAGAGCUGGAGGAAGAGGAGUUCGGGGGUGGUGAUGAGGCAGGAAUGGGGGACCCC